Molecule: messenger RNA, 3105 nt
Organism: Armigeres subalbatus
Lineage: Eukaryota; Metazoa; Arthropoda; Insecta; Diptera; Culicidae
Exons: 6
Coding region: 37-3105 (1022 amino acids)
Source: RefSeq, a predicted model, not a curated record
GUUUUUAAAAAAUCUAUCGCCUGUUAUCACAAAAUAAUGGACAACGGUUUCUCUUUGCUAAUUGCUGCCGCUGCGGCCUUGGAUACUAGCCAUGACCGACGUGAUUCAGAUGAUACAUUUCUGUUCAGAGAUGAACGGAAUGCAAUUUCCUUCCUUAAUGUGAUAACCUCAACACCAAAGAAGGAAAUAACAAAACCGGAACAUCCAUUACCACUGGAUAUGUCAUCAGCUAAUUUGAAAGAGGAACCACUGAAUCUAUCGUUGGUAGAAAAUCAACCAUUGGAUUUGGCAAUGUAUAGAACAGGAUUGCUGUCACGUAGUGUUGACACUAAUAAUAAUGUGCGCAAUGAAAGACGUCCGUUGAACUUAAUCAUUGGAAACCAUAAAGUCUGUACGCAAUCCAAAGAUACUUCCGUUAGAGUACCUUCCAAGGACGACUCCGGGAAAAGAUGUAUUUCUACUGCAGACCAUUCCGUUAUCCCCAAACGUGAGAAACAUACCAGAGUUUGCCCAUAUCCGUCACCAAUGUACAGACCGCCGGUGCAAUCCGGUUUGACAAGGUCAAAACAGUAUGCUAUCGACGAUAGGUUUGAAACUGAUUCACCGACGUCUAGAUUGCAUUUAACCACCGCAACCACCGGACCAAGAAAACCGCAAUUAUCUACCACCAGUCUGAUAUCCGGUUCACCGAAACCGACACCAAAACGUUUCGACGAGAGAUGCGAUAAUAUUGCCGAUAGUGACUCACUUACAAUGUCCGCCAUCUCUGGAAUCGGUGUAUUCGAAGAUACGACAGUCCAUGUCACUCCAACAGCACUAUCCGAUGACAAAUGUAUCCGUAGCUCUGACACUGACAAUAUUGCACAAAAUCUAUUCGUUGGAAGUCAAAACAAAGAUUCAUCAGUCAAAGAAACUCCAACAGCAACAGCGCUUUCUAGUACACAUGCACAUACUAGUAUAAGGGGCAAAGCAUUGAAAGACGUUGGCCAUUCUGCAGGCACUCUGAAUGAUGAAGAAGAUGAUGAUGCUCCUAUUGGGGACGCCACAUUUUUGGACAUGUUUUCAAUCGAGGAAUAUUUUGAACCAUACCAUAACCAUACGAUUGUGGGUCUUUACGAAGAUGAUGUUGAAAUCGACGUUGAUGACCAUUCUGGCGACGAUGAAAAUGGCAAAGAAAGCAACAUACAAAAUCGGGAAGAACGGCUGUCUCGAAUUGACAAAAGCGUGGAGAAAGGUACUGAUGUGGAUUACGACAUGGGAUUUCAAGAAAUUUCCCAGGAGGAAGUGCCGAAGCAAAGCAAUGCUUGUUGUAAUAAGGUGAACCAACUACGUAAAGUAAAAGGAUUGUCCUACAGACGGUCAAACGGAUCUACCGUUCCAGCUCGGAACAUAAAAGCACCGUGUAAAUGCGCAAUUUUGCAGUGCUAUGCGAAAUAUUCAAAGGACCUCCGAAAUUCACUGCUUUCGAACCUUCUGAAGCUCUCAAAAUCUGGCCAAAAUCAAUUUAUCUCGAAUCACAUCUCUUCAACUCCAGUGGCAUCUUCAACCGUCGUGAAUUCACGUCGCUCGUAUACUAGAAAAUAUUUCCUACCCGGGGUCGGAGGUAUGGUAAGAGUAUGCAAGACUAUGUUUCUCUCAACGCUUGAUAUCUGCGAGAAGAAAGCUCGCUGUCUUGCAGAGAAAAAGAUUAGGAACGAUGGCGUAGCUUUGGAUGAUCGGCGGUGCUUCAACACAUUCAGGAACCCCAUCUCAAAGGAACACAUGGCUUAUAUUAAGAAUCACAUCGAAUCAUUUCCUUCAUACUCAUCCCAUUAUGGCAGAGCGAAAUCUACUAAGAAGUUUCUGAGUAGUGAUUUAAAUAUCGCUAAGAUGUACGAUCUGUACGCUGAAAGAUGCGCUAAAGACAACAUCGAUCGUGCACCUGUGCAUUAUAAUAGUUAUCGUUUGAUUUUCAAAACGUAUAACUUAAGCUUUCGAAAGCCAAAGGUAGAUACCUGCGACACUUGCGACAAGUUCAAAGUGGAAUUGAGUGCAGCUACGAACGAGACCAUAAAAAAUGAGCUGUUGAAGAAGCGCGAAGAUCACCACCGGCGUGCCAAACUAGUAUAUGAUCGCAAAAGGCAAGAUGUGGAAAAUGCAAAGAAUGAUGAAGGAGUAUGUACCGUAAGCUUCGAUUUACAGAAGUGCUUACCCACUCCUCACUUAACGACGGGACGUGCGUACUAUAGCCGCCAGCUAUAUACAUAUAAUCUAACCGUUUUUGUAACACACCAUGGCAACAAUGCAGCCCAUUGCUAUCUCUGGGAUGAAACUAAAGGCCGUCGUGGGUCGCAAGAGAUUGGAUCGUGCGUGUAUAAUUUCAUAUUGUCCUUCCUGCAUACGUCAAACAAUCCUGUUCGGCGAUUGAAUUUAUACUCAGACAGAUGCAGUGGCCAAAACCAUAACUUUGUAAUGUGUAUGAUGCUGGCAUAUGUAUGUGAAAAGUUUGCCGCCCUCGAACAACAUAUGAUCAUCACUCACAACUUUAUGGUUUCUGGCCACUCGCACAUGGAGGUGGAUUCGAUCCAUAGUGCCAUAGAACGGGCGAAGAAAACUAAUACCAUGGACAUCGAAAUACCGCGGGAUUGGUCAAUCCUAAUAUCGCAAAUUAGGAGAAGAGUACCAAUCAAAGUGAUAGAAUUGGAUUCAAAAGACCUUCUGGCAAUCAAGGAUUUGAGUGCACGAUACAAACGGCCAAAGUUAAACGCUUCGGGUGAAUUAUUGAAUUUUCAACAAAUCAUGACAUUCGAAUACCGCACCGACACCAUAGGAAAAAUAUUCUAUAAAAUCGAUCCUAUGGUAGAUUCGUUCCUUUGCUUCCAAAUCGGGUGUGAAUCUAAUUUGAAUGGAACUCCGUUACCAGAUCUAGUUCCGAUAACCCUCGAACCUUUGGAGCUACCAUCAGCCAAACUGGAAGAUUUGAGAAGCUUGUUACCUUAUGUGAAGAACAAGCAGUAUUAUCAAGCGUUCUUGAAAACCAUCGUUGCUCCCAAGCGGGGUAGAAAAAAGAAGAAUCUGGAUCAAGAUUGUUUUGAGGGUGAUCUCUCUUUGGAAGAACUUUCGUGA